Amoebophrya sp. A25 is the source of this 7409-nucleotide messenger RNA. The record is from the annotation of a GenBank genome assembly. Lineage: Eukaryota; Dinophyceae; Syndiniales; Amoebophryaceae.
GAAUAUUUCCCCACCAGAAUAUUCUUCACUCUGCAGAAUAUUCAAUUGAUAUUUCCACACCAGUAUCUGUAUCCAAUGAUAUUUUUUUUGAAGCAUUUUUAGCUACAACUGGUGAUUUCGUGUUGCAGCACGAUACGCCAGCCCGGAUCGAUGCAUACUGAUUAGUAAUCAUAAGUAGUUAGAUGUUUGUAUAAGAAUCUUGAUCUCCGACCACCCCUAUAAUACGCAAAUGACAUCAAACAAGAUGACCAAAGUUGCCCGUAGACUGCUGGAAAUUCGAACGCACAAUGUUGCCUUGAUCCUUGUCUUACCCGCUGCAGCUGAGGGUCUCCAACUCCGACAAAACUGCGUGAUUGAUCUACUCAACUCCUGAAUCGAGGACGAUGACGACGGCUAUCCCCAAGAGGUGGUCAACUACGUGGACGAAGAUGAGCUUCUCUUUUUUGAGAAAGAAGCUCGUCCUCGACAGGAGAUGCAGCAGAGCACAGUGGCGACUUCUACCAAGUCUUUUGCGGGGUUUGAAAGUGAUCAUACAGCUCCUCUUGGUGUACAAGAAGACUCUAGCUUUCGCAGCGAAUAAUCCUUCAGGAGCAGGAAACGGACCACCAGGAGAGCAACAGCAUACAACUACCUCCACUUUCCAUAUCCCAAAUGCGAUCAAUGUUCAAGCUCCUGUUGUUCCAUCUUCUUUAGCAGGACAUUUGCGUAGUGGCACUCCUUCUAUUGCCUCCUCUAGUCAGGCAUCGACGCCAGGGUUGCUAGAACGGCCACCGAAUCGACAAGGACCGCGAUUGCAUGAUCUACGACGUAGUAAUACGCCUAGCUCUUUGUGCGCAGCAGGGCAAAACAUGGUAGCUGGUGGCGGAGGUUCGUCUUCUGGUGCUGCUACUAUGGGUAAAAAUAUGCCGCUUCCACCGGCAACGAAUCCACCACCAUUGUAUCCAGCAGGUGCUGGUGGAUUAGCGGAAAUCACGAUGGCAAAUUUCGAAGGACUGAGGCUUACAAAUAAUGCUGCAAACUAUUCAGAUCGUCCCGGUUCCUCACGGCAGUCCUUGAUGUCAGCUUCUCAAAGACCAACGAGUCCAGCACCGUCGAGCGAGCAAGGAGGAGCUAAUCGAUCGCCAGCGAGGAGUAUCACGAGUGGCGGCUCAACAUCAAAUUUAUGGCUACAAGAUCAAGAAGGAAACUCAUCUUCAUCCCCAGCAUCUUCUUCGUCCCGUUUUUAAAGGGAAAACGGGAAUGAAUCUGAAGAUGGGCGGCCCCUCUCAUUUCUAAGAAAUGCUGGCUUUUGUAUGCCCAUGCUGCCACCAAGAGCUCCUUCACCAUGGGGCCCAUUGAUCGAAAAGCUGGAGGCGCAAGCUGCGGGAGAAGAGCUGAUGAUGGUUAGGGGAACAGCUUGUGGCUCAACAACCGCGAUGGCAAGUUCUAGUUCACCUUCACCAAGUCCUCCGAUCAUUGGUCUUCAAGGACAUCCUCCACUAGACGAGGAUCGAGAUCCUAGUACUUCAUCUUUGCAGCAUCAACAAACUAGUGGAUCAUUACCAUUUUCACCAUUAGCUAGUACCACAAUAAUCCAGACCCCUGGUUGCGGCGGUGGUACAGUAGUUUAUCUUCCAGCUAAUUCAUCAAGUCGAGCCUCGUCGUCUGCGUGUGGAACAAAUUAUACCUCAGCCGGAACCAGACCGAGCCGAGCUCGCGCAGCUGCGGGACUAGGAUCGACACGAGGAGGCCCGUCGAGGGAACAUCUAGUUCUUGGUGGGACUCAAACAGGCAGUGGAGGAGCAACAGGGAGUGGAGUAGACCGAGAGAUAUCUUCUCUUUCAGGAGGGCCAGAGUUGAUGUUAAUGAGUUCAUCCUGUUCAAGUACGACUGAUAAGUCCACCUCGGAUGUAGGAGGUGCCGGCGCUGGCAUUUCACCUCAGUCUCCCUCAGGCGGUGCUAUAGGUGGCCUGCACAGAGGAAACUCUAACGCAGUAAGUACGCCGUCUUUGUUUUCGCAGGCACAAGCACUCUUGAGCAGAACAGUUGGCGCAGCAACUGGAUCUUCUAGGAGUCACGCUAAAAACACUACUUCUUAUCUUCCUCCACAGUCUCUUGUGCUACCAGGCGGGAGCAGUCACUAUUAUGCCAGGAGCAAAGUAAGUUACUUAUAUGCCAGGAGCUACAAAGUAAGUUUCCUCGUAGUUACUGUUACUUUCUCCUGAACUAUACAAUUUUCGACCAUCACAGGUCACUAUUAUGCCAAGUUGAAUGUUCAUGUUGACUUUGACACUCAUGAUUGAUCAUGUUCAUGUGUGUAGUUCAUGUUGACUUUGACACUCAUUAAUCGAAGUUCAAUGUAGUUCAUGUUGACUUUGACACUCAUUAAUCGAAGUUCAAUGUAGUUCAUGUUGACUUUGACACUCAUUAAUCGAAGUUCAAUGUAGUUCAUGUUGACUUUGACACUCAUUAAUCGAAGUUCAAUGUAGUUCAUGUUGACUUUGACACUCAUUAAUUUUAAUCGUGCGGUGCUGACUCCGUUAUUGUUCCCAUUCCAAAUCCGAUUCGUGAAUCAGAGUCUAUUGUUCUUGAGGAAGGUAAAUAAUAUUCCUCCAAGGUAGUUCUAGUUCAUCUUUUGGCAUUCACCAGCCCGAUUACAAGAAGCGAAUUUUUCCAAGUAUGAUCUUUCUAAAAUCGCAUCCCGACAACUGCUGCGACAACAACGAGUCGGGGCUAUCGGAUAGGUUCACAAUCUUAUCAGGUCGGAGGUCCUGAGCGGCCGCAGCACACAACUCCUAUAGUUGAAGAAGAAGGGCAAUCUUCAGACACGAGAUCUAGAAGAAUACCCUCAUCGGCUGUGAUUCCUGUGGUAGUGUCACCUGCAUGUGGAGCAGAUGAUGACGAUGAACCGAGAUGGUAUUUGGAUACCAGUAGGGAGAAGCCCCAUGCCGUUGAGGGUCCUGGGGUCGACCAUGCCGGAGGAAAUUACGUGAAUCAUUUUGCCAGUCCACGCUCACCUGAUAGCCGGGCCUUACUGGACAUGAUACGGAAGGCUAGCGACGAAGACAUUAUUGGGGAAGAUGUUUCCAUUCUACAUGGAGGAGGAGGUGGUGGUCCACUGAGUGGAGGUGAACGUUUACUAGGCUAUCCCCAACAUCAUCCUGUCGUGCAACUAUCUCCUGUGCUGCAUGAACGUGGUGUUGGUGUCGACGUUGAUGCAACUAGUACAGGUGAGAGGUCUAAGAGUGGACCUGGACUGCAUCCAUUCUCUCAUGCACAGGAGGAGGAACAAGAGCUGCCAGAACGUGAGGUCCACUCGAUGCAGCUGGACCAAGUUGCCGCUUCCUCUGCAUUGCCAGCUUCUCCAACAAGCGAGGAUCAUACAACAAGCUAUUUGCAACUCUAUCUGGAGGGUCGACAAGGUUUCACGACGAAGAACACCAGUAGUGCUGCUGGAGGAAAGGGAAUCAUGAUAGGUGGAGUGUCAAAUAAUGAUGUCGAAGAUCAAACAUCACAUCUUUCAGUUUCAUCUCCUGCUCUUCUGAGCAAGAAGAUGUCGAGUACAAGGACAGAGAGUACAACAGCAUCGCCAGUCUUACAUACGACGAGCACUACCACAACGCCGCCACCUGGGUUAUCUGCGAUGGUUAUGAGCAACGAACUGUUGAUAAAUAGAGAUAGAAUAAGAAGUCUAACUCGGUUCCACAUGGCAGACUCGUCUGCCUGGUGUGCCGUUUUUUGUGGCUCUUGUCGACCACGCCCAGCGAUGGGGAGAAGGAGUCGCGCCCAUGAAAUGAAAGAAAAAAGCUGUUGAGCAAUUCUUGAAGAUGUAAACGAAAACGGAGUUGUUUCCCUGUGUUAAAUGAUUCUCACUCAGAAUUUCAAUUUCUGACUAAUGUUUUCUUUACGUCUAACAACUACCCAGUAGGAGAGUCUUCGCCCUUCUCGUCACCAGUCCCGUCUGCCAUGGCUGCGCCAGCAGUAGAUGACUCAAACACGACCGUAACCACUAGGGCGUCGAUAUACCUCCGUCCCCGCCCUCCCACGCCACCUGCAGCACAAAGAAGAGGGGAACGACGCUCCAAAACUCUGGGCAGCCUUCCGACAGUUCAUCCACUACUACUUAACCUUCAAGAUCAUCUAGACAGGAGUACCUCUGAUGAUUUAGGCUUGUCGCACAACUCUCUACCCAGUGCUAGUACAUCAUCACUGGGACGAGUAGGAGUGGGUGGAGGUGCGGAAAUGCGAACUAGGAGUAUGCCUUCUUCAGGCAUAUUAAAGGAGCACAUGCCUUCAGGCAUAUUAAAGGAGCACAUAAAGGAGCACAUUGGAGGAAUUGCUAGUGGGCCCCGUGGCGGUAUGGACUUGCCAGUUUCACUAGGUCAAGGAGAUCUAAGAAAUAGACCUCAACAACGUCAGCAUCUUCAAAGUAGUCCUUACAACAGUCCUCAACAACAAGGUAUUAGUACUUCUGCAAUUUUUGGAACAGGGAGAAGUAGAGAAAUAAAUGUACCAGGUACUAGCGGGACCGGGAGGGGACAUCACAAUCAAAUCAUAUGCGGAGGUGCAGGAGGUUCCGGGGGUAGCAUGAGCAGUGGCAGAACAAGCAAUCCAGGAACGAGUACGUCACAACUGAGAAGACACACAGGACCGAAAGUUAGAAGGUCUUCGGCAGUUCCUAGAAGUAGUGCUAGGAGGGAUUCAGACACUGCCUUAUUUUCACGUCAAGGCACAGCAGCCAUGGUGGAUGAAAUCGAUUCCUUUUUACGAAAUGCUAACUCAGGUGCUGACUUAGGAGGUUGUGAUCAGACUGUUCUUGUUGCUGAAUCUUCAACUUCAGGAAGACGAGAUGAAGUAGGAGAAGCUGGUGGAGGUGGAGGCAUAUCAGUACUCUCGCCUAGAAGUUGUACGGGGGUCGUUGCUACUAGUUGUACUAGUCCUGGUCAAGAAGGAGCAGGAAGAGGGAUAACUAGUGCAGGUGGUGCAGCAGGAAGAGGCACAGGCGGAACAGGUUCUUAUACAGAAGGAGCAGUACCUGCUGUACCACCUUGUUGCUCAGUCAUGAAGCGGCCUAAGAGUCGACAAGGUGUAGUAAACUACAGCGAGGAAAUAAUAGGUGAAGCUGGAACUACAACAAGAAGUGGUCCACCUAACCCAUACGACGGUGUCGACAUCAAGCUAAACCUCGUUAACCAACAAGUCGAAGUAACUACACUAGUAUCAUCAUCAACUGGAGGCACAGGAACAGGAUCACGUACGCAGACUAGAGACGACGAUCUUGUUUGUCAGGCUAGAGACGGUGGACAUCAAGAGGUUGACGCUGACCAACAUCUGCUACCUGGUGUGGUCGUUGCACAGGACGAGCCACCGCGUGGUCUAGAUCCGCGUGUUGAAGCAACAAGCAGGACACCACCCUCAUGCAUUCAUGCUAGUACUAGUACAGUACCCGGUACAACAGCAGGAGGUGGGGAUAUACAACACAGAGGCUCUCCAGCUUUACACACCAUGCAGCCCUCACCAAGACCAAUUUCAGACAUCACAACUCGAACUCUUCGAGUUCCUUCGAGUCCAGGACUCCUAGACGUAGAACGCCACAGCUCUCCUGGUGCCUCUGGAGGAGCAUCCGCGAGACCUAGCGCUCCACGACUAGGCCAUAGACGGGAUGAUCCUACUUCUAGUUCUUGCACAUUAACUGCUACUGCAGCUACUGUAGCUGGAUCUACUCCCAGUUGUCCGGCUGCUGGAGGUCCCAGUUGUAACAAGGAUGUUCAUGUUCAUGUUCUGCCUGAAGAUCAUGUAGUUCGAGGAUUACCUGCUGGAUCCGAAAAGCGUGUUGAUUUCUACGAUGACGAGAGUUGUGAUGAAAGCGACGACGGCGAUGAUGUGGAGUACUUGCAUGUAUCUUCGCAACAUCCUCGAAGUCGGCCGUUACCUUUUGGAGCGACAACUGGUAGUGCAAGUGCAUCUAGUAACAGUAGGAAAAGUUGUGCUGGUGCUUGUUCAGGCAGUGGUAGGGCCAAUGCUGGUAGUGGUGGAAGCGAUCAGCCAUACCAGAAUCAAUCACAACAGUGGCCUGCAGCUAGAGCGAGUACGCCUUAUGCUGCUAUCCUUGAGGAACAGGACGACAGAAACCGCAAGGACUCGGAAAGUUCUUCUGCUUUAGGUAAUGUGGUGAGUCUUGUCUUGCCCAAACUCACACUAGCACAGACCAGUCAUGGUUGCGGAUCUUACCCUUACCCAGUAAGUGUGACAAGUCCUGGAGGAGUAGUUGGUCCGUCUGCUUCAGCAGGAUUAGAACUACCGACAACAGGUUCAGUCUCAGGCUCUCCACAACAACUACAACUUCCGUCAGAUCGUCGAGAUCGUGAUCGGCCUUGCACUGCUUCUCGCGCAGGUAGACCGGCGUCUGUUGUCCCGCCAAUCAAUCAUCCCACAGGCUAUCUGCCUCCUGCAACAGCUAGAGACCCCGAUCAAGAAGCCUCGUCUGAGGAUCGUGGUGGUGCCCCACGGGGGCCAAGGGUACCUCCCUUACUGGGCUACAAUCAGCCUGGAGGAUAGUUGUGAAGAGGAACCCAAGUCUUUUCACUGAUCGCCUUAAUUCUGGAGCACUGCCUCUAUGAACUUCAGCAGCACAUGCAACAUGCUGCUUUACGAAAAAUGAUAGCUUGUUGGUCAGACAGCCAGUUUUGCAGCAGAGACACCGAGCCUCGGAACCGAUGUACCAAAGCGAAGGCCAAAAAGCAGAUAUUACCUUUUAUUUUACACGUUGGUUUAAUACGUAUCGUUUUUUCUUUUUAUCUUCACAACUAACAAAAUAUUUAGAACUAGCAACAAUUCCGUCGGGUUUAGCACGAGAACGAUUUCUAGCACAACGCGUGGAAGGGACUGGCAUGACGAAAAAGUCGUAGACUAUCCACAACAUUGAGGAAAGACGAUGAUUUUGACCAGAAAAGCAUGAUAGACAUUAGCAUACUUCACGUGUCUAUUGAAAUGGAAACUACUCAUGAUUUGAUACACUGACACACGAAAGUCUUCGCGAGAAUAAAGGAAAACAACUGCACAUCGAGCCAACGAUCAGCAAAACUCUCUAGAAGUAUAGGCGCGAUUCAGAUUCUCUAGAAGUAGCGAACACCUUCCGACUUUCGUUCCAAGAGACACAACGGCAACUUCAUUGUCGAUUUUUUCACAUUAGCUAAGCAUAAGUUCUUUAUUUUAACAACAAAUACAAGAGACCACGAGCAAACAAGUUGGUCAACAUGACGAUUCUUCUUAAACUGCAACACGCAUCAUAUACCUAAGUACAUAGUGCUGAACUACCUUAUCCAUCGCGAAGGUGCACGUGGACCAUAACAUGCAAAAUAUUCAAUAUCGAUAGAAUCUUUUUCUUUGUCUUUGAUUGUUCUUCAGCAAAUUUCUCCAAGGAGGAAACU